CCAGCCGUUUGCGGGAAAAUAUCCGAUUCCGGUUUUAAAACAAUAAUAAGAUUCUGGAAGAUUAAAAAAAUAAACUUCAUAAAGCCAUCAGCAAGUAAUAGGAAGGAAGAUACGCCGGAAGACCUAAUGGAACUUAAAAUGUUCAGCAUCUUAAAAUAACAAGUUGGACUGAGGAAAUGUGUCUCAGGCAGUAAGAACUUAAAGGAGUUUCCAGAUUGUUUGAACUUCUCUGGCCGCACAAUACAGGAAGGAAGGCUGCAGCAGCCCAGGGACCUCCAGCGUCUGCAGCAUGGGCUGGUUCGCUGGGAUUGCCUGUCUUUUCUGGGGUGUAUUACUUACAGCAAGAGCAAACUAUGCAAACGGGAAGAACAAUGUGCCAAGACUGAAAUUAUCGUACAAAGAAAUGAUGGACUCCAACAAUGUGAUCACUUUCAAUGGCUUGGCCAACAGCUCCAGUUAUCACACUUUUCUUUUGGACGAGGAGCGGAGUAGGCUGUAUGUUGGAGCGAAGGAUCAUAUAUUUUCAUUCAACUUGGUGAAUAUUAAAGAUUUUCAAAAGAUCGUGUGGCCAGUGUCUUAUACCAGAAGAGAUGAAUGCAAAUGGGCUGGCAAAGAUAUACAGAAAGAAUGUGCUAAUUUCAUCAAGGUCCUGAAGGCUUAUAAUCAUACUCACUUGUAUGCCUGCGGAACUGGGGCCUUUCAUCCAAUUUGCACCUAUAUAGAAGUUGGACAUCAUCCUGAGGACAACAUUUUUAAGCUACAGGACUCCCAUUUUGAAAACGGUCGUGGAAAGAGUCCUUAUGACCCCAAACUACUGACAGCCUCUCUCCUAAUAGACGGGGAGCUAUACUCUGGAACCGCCGCCGACUUCAUGGGCCGGGACUUCGCUAUCUUCCGGACGCUGGGGCACCACCACCCGAUCAGGACGGAGCAGCAUGACUCCCGCUGGCUCAACGAUCCUAGAUUCAUCAGUGCUCAUCUCAUCCCAGAGAGUGACAACCCUGAAGAUGAUAAAGUGUACUUUUUCUUCCGAGAAAAUGCAAUAGAUGGAGAACAUUCUGGAAAAGCCACUCAUGCUAGAAUUGGUCAGAUAUGCAAGAAUGACUUUGGCGGACACAGAAGUCUUGUGAAUAAAUGGACGACAUUCCUGAAGGCUCGCCUAAUUUGCUCUGUGCCAGGUCCCAAUGGCAUUGACACCCAUUUCGAUGAAUUGCAGGAUGUAUUCUUAAUGAACUCUAAAGAUCCUAAAAAUCCGGUUGUCUACGGAGUGUUUACAACAUCGAGCAACAUCUUCAAGGGCUCUGCGGUGUGUAUGUACAGCAUGAGUGAUGUAAGGAGAGUGUUCCUUGGCCCAUAUGCUCACAGAGACGGCCCCAACUAUCAGUGGGUGCCAUAUCAAGGAAGAGUCCCGUAUCCACGGCCAGGAACUUGUCCGAGUAAAACAUUUGGUGGCUUUGACUCCACAAAGGACCUUCCUGAUGAUGUCAUAACCUUUGCCAGAAGUCAUCCAGCCAUGUACAACCCAGUAUUCCCUAUUAAUAACCGCCCAAUCAUGAUCAAAACGGAUGUAAAUUAUCAGUUCACGCAAAUCGUUGUAGACCGAGUGGAUGCAGAAGACGGCCAGUAUGAUGUCAUGUUCAUCGGGACAGAUGUUGGGACUGUCCUUAAGGUGGUCUCAGUCCCCAAGGAGACGUGGCAUGACUUAGAAGAAGUUCUUCUGGAAGAAAUGACAGUCUUCAGGGAACCCACAACUAUAUCGGCAAUGGAGCUUUCUACGAAACAGCAACAGCUCUACAUCGGCUCAGCUGCUGGGGUCGUCCAGCUUCCUCUGCAUCGCUGUGACAUUUAUGGCAAAGCCUGUGCCGAAUGCUGCCUAGCCCGGGACCCUUACUGUGCCUGGGAUGGGUCAUCAUGCUCCCGCUACUUUCCCACUGCCAAAAGACGCACAAGACGACAAGACAUAAGAAAUGGAGACCCGCUAACCCACUGCUCAGACUUACAACACCAUGAUAAUCACCAUGGGCACAGCCUUGAGCAGAGAAUCAUCUAUGGAGUAGAGAAUAGUAGCACGUUCUUGGAAUGCAGUCCAAAGUCACAGAGAGCCUUGGUAUACUGGCAAUUUCAGAGGCGAAAUGACGAUCGGAAGGAGGAGAUCAGAGUGGGUGACCACAUCAUCAGGACAGAACAAGGGCUCCUGCUUCGCAGUCUGCAAAAGAAGGACUCGGGCAACUACCUGUGUCACGCCGUGGAGCACGGAUUCAUGCAAACUCUGCUGAAGGUGACCCUGGAAGUCAUCGACACGGACCAUUUGGAAGAACUUCUUCAUAAAGAUGACGACGGCGAGGGCUCUAAGACCAAAGAAAUGUCGAGCAGCCUGACGCCCAGCCAGAAGGUCUGGUACAGAGACUUCAUGCAGCUCAUCAACCACCCGAACCUGAACACGAUGGACGAGUUCUGUGAACAAGUGUGGAAAAGGGACCGAAAGCAGCGCCGGCAGAGGCCAGGGCACCCUCAAGGGAGCAGCAACAAGUGGAAGCACAUGCAGGAGAGUAAGAAGGGUAGAAACAGGAGGACCCACGAGUUUGAGAGGGCACCCAGAAGUGUCUGAGCGGCACCACCUCCCAAAACUUCCAACAAGUGCAAACUUGCUUAGACAAUAACUGGAAAAAAUGCAAUACACGAUGGACAUGUCCAAGGCACUAUGUUUACAGUGGUGGGAAAUUCAACUGGGAUCCACCAAUUGCAAUCCAGGCCGUGGGGAACUUCCCCAGCAGGCUUUCUUCGGAGUACCGAGGCCUGACAGAGAUCGCAGGUGAGCAGAGAUGCUCACAUCAGCCGACCUAGUAUUUCCUCCAAGAGUUCAUUUUGCUUUCUUCUUUGCCUGAGAAAUAUAAAAAAUGUCACUUGCCAUAUUGCCAUUGAGGGUAGAAAAACUGUUAUCAGCAAAGCCAUGUUGUUGAAGCGGGCGUUGAAAAUAAACUGCAUGGAUUUAGUAAGCAGAUGAAUAUUCCAAAACGUGAUUGGAAUCCAGGAUGUUUCGUCUCCCGGCACUCGCGUUUGUGUGUACGGGAGGAGUGAGAUAAGGAGAAUGGGACGGAGUGAAAAAGCGUGUGGAAAUGUACAAACAUAAACCAGCCAUCAUCCGGAAGAAGAAUGGAAUACACUGAUCUACUACUGAUGUCUUCUUUCAGCUUUGAUCUAAAGAUGUAUUUUAUUAAAACUAUAAUUUAAAUGUACCAUGACAAAUAUGCAGUAAAAAGGAGCUGUUUUCUAAGCUAGAGUAGGUUUUUGUCUUACACUUAUUGUGCUGUGUAAUUUGUUUAAAACUUUCAACUACAGGCUGCUCUUUUUCACACUUUGUUUUCAGUUCUGAAGGGGUUAGUGUAUUACUUUAGAUACCAACUCUUGCCGUUAACUGUUAAUUAUUGAAACCAAGAUAUGAUUUGUGAUUUUUCCCUUUGAGGAAAGCAAACAGAUAGAAGGUUUCCCCACCAUCCCCACUUUUAAGGUAUUAUCUAAGUUAACCGUGAGUUGCAUAAAGUUCUUAGCCAACUGAAAAAUUAAGACAGCACAGAAGGAAAGAAGACAUUCAUUAGACACAUUGCGAAGGAUCACAGAAAAAAGAGAACUGUGUGUAUCUCAUGGAAAUCACAUUGUCCGAUCAUAGUGUUAAUAAAAUGUCUCUUCAUUCUUUGCUUGAAUAUUUGCAUGCUAUGUGAGACAUAGGACUCUCCCAUGAUUCCACAUUCCACCAGGGAUUCUAUUAUUUUAUCUUUUAAUGACUUUUAGAGAGAAAGAAAGAGAUCAAUGACAUUUAGAACACCUUAAUGACGCUUCCCAACCAUUUCUUUCUUAAUCAACUACAUUUCUUUUUACCAUUUAUAGUACAAUUAUUCGUAUGAAGAACAUAUGUGUUUUCAUCUCAAUGAGAAUGAAUUUAUAAACUAUUUCCAGAACACACACUUCACUUAGACAGUGCAAAACUCCUUGUUUUGUUAAUAAGGAAUAAGGAAUACAAAAUACUUCAGAAUUGCUCCCUUGGUUAGCUGAAGACGGUUUCUAGAGAAUCGUUGAGUUCAAACUGCAUAAAACUUUCUGCAUUCUAGAAUAGCUCAUUGGCACUCCAUUCUUCACUUCAGGACUCCCUCCUCAGAUCCUUACACAUACAUAGAAUACAAAUUAAACAUCUUCCUGCUAAUUAAUGAAGUGGCGUUGAUAUUUUAAUUCUAGUUGUCUCAGGAUUCUAAUUAACUAAGCAUUAAUUUCUCACCUCAACUGCAGUAAACAGUUGUUCCCUCUCCACUGAACUAUUUCACAGAUGGAAGCUCAUGUUUCAGUUUUAAUGACUAUUUAAAUAAACAAUUUGUUGACACGUCUUUCAAAUAAAAAGCUCCAAAACAUUCUACAUCUGAUUUUAGGCUCUUUGACUAACAUAGUGUUGCUUUUGGAAGAACAGCCUCAAAGGCAAACUGAGUUAAUAAAUUCCUUGAAGAUCACACUUUUUAAAGGAGAAUCGUGUCAGAAAUAGUAAGUCAAAGAAAGCAGGGUGUUCCAUAUAAGCCAUAGGGUUUUAUCUAUUCGAACAAUUGAUGUUAUGUUCCAUUCUAAAUUUGCAACUGAAACAAGUUUGUUUGUGAUUACUAAGUCUCUCGUUUAUUUCUAGUUCUUAACAAUAAAAGAAGGAAUAAAGAUUAUAUGGUAAUUUCA
This is a messenger RNA of Microtus oregoni (creeping vole), 4707 nucleotides long. Its product is annotated as semaphorin-3A. NCBI's taxonomy places the organism in Eukaryota, Metazoa, Chordata, Mammalia, Rodentia, Cricetidae. Gene Ontology annotation, molecular function: chemorepellent activity; semaphorin receptor binding; neuropilin binding. The record is from RefSeq and is a predicted model, not a curated record. Bases 290 to 2608 code for a protein of 772 amino acids. Gene Ontology annotation, biological process: negative chemotaxis; semaphorin-plexin signaling pathway; motor neuron axon guidance. The transcript is spliced from 19 exons.